Porites lobata is the source of this 5777-nucleotide messenger RNA. NCBI's taxonomy places the organism in Eukaryota, Metazoa, Cnidaria, Anthozoa, Scleractinia, Poritidae. The record is from the annotation of a GenBank genome assembly.
AUGGGGAAACAAAACCCAAUAGAACUCAGGAUCUACUCAUCUGUCUUCUACCUGGUGUCAGUCUUGUCAUUGACCAGCUUGGUUUCGUCUCAGUUGAGUUACCAUGUGGACUCUUUAGUCGACACAAGAAAUGCUAUGUUGACUUACUCCUACGAACAUGAAGGUAGGCAGUAGCUUCAAUGUGUUCUUCGGGGAUCAUUCAAAUUCGUAGCAAAUUUCACUGCUAGUUAUUUCAAGGGUAGUUUGUUGACAUGGGAAAACUAUAAUGUGUAACUGCAAGUUUCGAAAUGAAUGCAGUUUUUCUUUAACCAUAAUAAGAUACUAAAGCAGUUAUUUUGUAUGCCCUUAUUAUUCUGCGACUCCCGACGUUUUUACUAGCUAUACUAUCCUAUAGAAAACGCGGCUUGAGCACGAAAGAAGUGUAGGACGAAACAAGAGAUGUAGUCAAGUGUUUCUCCCUACUUCUUGAGUGCUCUAGCCGCUCUCUACAAAGUAGUUUGAAACACAACAGAGCACAGUCAAGGCUUCUUUAUUUGUUUUAUGAUAAAGAAUCCGUCAAAUUCCCCACAAAUUACUUUCUAAUUUUCAUAACAAACUUUUAGCUCUGUGUUUUAAACUCUCAUAAAGGACGCAUUUUCAACCAAUCAGAGUUAACUUUAAUAGCAUAUUUCCUCGAAUAAGUUCGCAAGCGCUUAUUUCAAAUUUCAGCUAAAAGGAUGGGCGCGCUUAUUGGACUUAUUGGAAGGACGGGGAGCGCUUAUUACGUUUUCCUUUAAACAAACUAGAGGAUGGUCUAGAUAAUUAUACCAUUAAAGUAAUUAAUUAAUUAGAGUUUUGGUUAAUUCAAGAUCUGUGAGGGGGAGGGGAGGAGGGCGCUUAUUCGAGGGGGCGCUUAUUUGAUACAAUGGACUAGCGCGUGGGCGCUUACUCUGGGAAGGACGCUUUGGCGAGGAAAUACUGUAAAAAACAAUCUCCACUAUUAACUUACAUGCGCUUAUACUAUUUUUUAUCAUUACAAAUAGCAGGGGCACCCAAAGAGAAUAUAGUUCAAAACCACUUAAACAUAGCAUUGUUAAACGUAUUUUAGUAUUAAAACGGUAGAUAUAGGCAUAUUUUUAUCCCCUAAGAAUGUUUCAUCUGGUCGGAUUUCCUAGCUGAAAGUCUAGUGAUCCGAAAAUUAUAGGGAUCAAAACUUACCUUUUCAAAAACUUCAGCCAGAAAAAAGGCUCCCAAAAAUUCUAGGUGACCUUUUUUGGGGUAAAAAUUAGUUAAAAAUGGCUAAUUAUACCAUAUUUUAAAAUCCUAGGAGAGGCAGGCAGGCAAGAAAUUUUACAAAAAAUGUUCCGAAAAUUCUAGAUCUCAAAUCGUCUUCCGAACAGAUAUUUUCAGAAAAUUGACGUUGGGUGCCCCUGAAAUAGCUUCAUCCUUUUAACAAUUUCAGUGCCACUUAAUGGUUUUUGCCUAAAACCCUGCAAAAGCGCAUAGCGCAUAGCGCCCUGUUUACUCAUUGUUUCCAGCCUUGAAAUCAUUAUCUUUUCUUUUAUGUACCUGCAUGCCCUGCAUCUCAUUAGCCCCAUCCCGGUUUACCUCUUGCUGGGAGGCCGCCAUUUUGAAUAAUCCCUUCUAGUCACCCGGGAGAUACUACUUCACCCGCUAAUUUUGUUUAACUUCUUGUUGUUUCAUUCUGUUCAUUAAAGCUUCUGCCAAAAAUGCGUCCCCGUCAAACAGUUUCCUGAAAACCAUAGAUGACGUCGAAAAAUCAGUGUAUGAAAGCCAGGCUCUUCGGUCAUUUUAUGUACAAUCACCAGCCAGACUAAAGAAGAUUGAAAAGAUCAUCAAACUAGCUGCCAAUCAGAGCAAUGAUCAAUUAUUCAUCCGCCAGUCUCUUGGGCAUGCGCUUUACACCGCCAGAGAGAUAGAGAAAAAGAAGCCUCGUUUUAAGCGCUGUAGCGUGUGCAGAGAUGCAAUGAAAAAGUUCAUGAAAAUGAUUGAGAAGGAGAUUGGCAAAGAAAAAUUUCAGAAGUUUAUUGGGAAUAGGAACUUGGAUAGAGCUACGCUGAUGUUUGCUAUUGAUGACACAGGGAGUAUGUCCGGUGAAAUUCAAGCAGCAAAGGACAUCGCUACAUACAUUGUUAACUACUCGAGACCAAAUUUAGAAAUGGAUUAUAUCUUGUCACCUUUCAAUGAUCCAGGUAUGGAACUGUGUGUUUAUUAUAAGUGGAUACUUGUAUGUAAAUUUGCCACACUUUUUGACUAUUUUUGGUAAUACCAAGUAACUUAAAACUGCACCCCCAAUAUCCCAAUCCUCUGCCUUGCUGGUUGUGGAACUCCUGCCAGUCAUCUCUUGAGAAUGCAGACUAGUCGGCCAGCAGUUGGCCGACAAAUUUUUGAAGGAGCUGUUCUCCACAAUUAAGGCCAUUUGCGUCAUGGCAUCGUUCGACUUCUAUGACAAAAAUAUACUCUAUUUUUCCUUUUGGAGGAUUCUGAUGGUAGCUGUUCUGUAACAGCGAAAUUGUAUGGAUUUUGGGGUAAAACAUUUAUUUUAAAAUACGAGCCAAUUGUAGACUGCUGAAUGUGACUUAAAUUUCAAUACUGUAUCUUACAUCUUCAGAACUAGGGAGGGUUUUUAAAAAGGACGCUGGAAAAGGAAGUGGAGAUGCGUUUGUUAAAAAAAUUAACGAACUUCGUGCACAUGGUGGAGGAGACUGCCCUGAGAUGGCCUUUAAAGGAAUUAUUGAAGCCUUGAAUGCUGGCCCGGUAGAGGACUCUCCCCUGUACGUUUUCACUGAUGCACCACCUAAAGAUGCCACAUCAGAGAACAUCGAGGUGGCGAGAAACCAUGCGAAACUAGCGGGUAUAAAUGUCUACUUUUUUGCAACAAGAGGCUGUGGUGACCCAUCGUCUGUAAAGCCAUUUGAGAACCUUGCAAGGGAAACCUGUGGUCAGAUUUUUGCGCUGCCUAAGAGUAGCUCUGAUAUCGCCAGCAUGAAGAAAGUAGCCAAAGAUCUCCUUGGUGGUACAACCUGUUCCGCGAAAGGUGUUGGAAGUUUCUUCGGAAAGAAGCGAAGUGCUUCCCCUUCUGUACACAUAUUGCUCGUGGAUGACACAAUGGAAAAAAUUAUUGUCUCGGUUUCCAGUGAGAACAGUGGUGCAGAUAUCAACCUAAAAGAUCCCCUGGGAAGUUUUGUCACCUCUGGGAAGAGCGUGCUGUCCAAAGUGACAAUAUUUGAUGUAAAGAACCCAACACCAGGAAUCUGGCAAUUGGUGGUGUCGCCGAAGGCGGGAAAGUACACAUAUUUGUUCAAAGGAUCCAGCAAGACAAAUGUGGUGUUCGACUUCAUCUUUGUCACUCCACGUCGAACAAGGACGCCCUUUCCUAUUCCCUAUCCCUUGAAGGGUAAGUUUUCGUUUCUUAUGUGUUAACUCUUCCUGGAGAAAGAGGUGAUUUGGACCACUAAAAAGGUGCAAAUAAUGAGAUAGUUGACGGUUGAGAUUUACAACGGGAUCAUGAUCACAGCGCUAGGCCAGGGCUGAUAACGCACCUGUUUAAGACUUUUUAUUCGUAAAAAUAAAAAACAAAGCAAAAGUGUUUUUUUAUGUAUAAUAGUGUCCAGUAAGAAGCUGGCCUCAACUUAUCAACCAAUUUAACUAGUGGUAUACGGAUGCUUUAGUCCCCUUUUUAAAGUUAACUAAAUCCAGAAAAGGGGAACUAAAACAUCCCUAUAUCACUACUAAUUUAUGUUUUGGGAACGUACAAUGUAUACAUAUUGACAACAAACCCCAUAGUUGCCCUCAUAGCUCUUCAUACACUAUAAACAAUUUGAGGAUCUCUGUAUCGCAAAGAAAAAUAUAUAAUAAUUAAGAACUAUAAAAAUAGCUCAUAUAUUCCCAAUCAUUCAUUUUUGAAUCGGGAGCAGCACACCGCGGUUAAAAACGAUGCAAACUGGCAUUGCAAUACUGAUUGACACAAACAGUUAUUCUCCCAAUGUAAUCAGGGUUACAGAUUCAGGAAUCUGGAUUCUUGAAUCCGGGGCAUUUUUGCUGGUGGGAUCAGAAAUCCGGGGAAACUCUGCCUGUGGAAUCCGGAAUCUUGGGCUUUGGAAUCUGGAAUACAGCUCAAGGAAUCCGGAAUCCCACUAAGAGUGGAACAGAAUCCAAAUUCUACUGACAAAAGACUGUAAUCCAGUACCUGCUGAAAUCCGGAAUCCACGGCGUGGAAUCUAGAAUCCCAUUUUCUGUUGGAUUCUCUUACAUGGGACAAAGUUAUCAAAACAAGAUCAAUCUUAAUCAUUUUUCAGGGAACACUGCUCACGUCAUUCUGAUAGUAAGGGGAGCUGAAAAGUUGCAGCCCAGUUCACUAAAACUGAAUAUCCUAAGCACCGAUGGAAGGCCUCUCCACACAACCUCUCUCAGACAAGUUGGAGGAGAUGAUGUGCAUUUCUCAGCCUCCUUUCCUACUCCCGCGGAAGCCUUCAAUAUGCAGCUUAAAGGGAAGACGAAGAAGAAUUUCCAGUUUGAACGCAACUCUCAAAGCACGGUGGAACCAAGCCAUGUAGUUGUCAAACUCAUCUACGCCCGAAAUGAAUUCACUGCGCCAAAAUCCAGCUAUGAAUUCGCCAUGUUCUUUAUCUUAAACUCCGGGGCUACUGAAAAGUUCAAAUUUCAAAUCAAGGAAACUGUCAACUUCAAGGCCGAGUACUCAGCCUCGCUGAUCACUGUCUACCAGAACCGCUACGCAGUCGUCCGCGUCCGUUUCAUUGCUAAAAGUUCGGCUGUCCCCGGAAGCGUUGAUCAGUUGUUUGUCACUGUGACCGGAGAAACUUCGAAAGUCACUGCCAGGAACAUCGUGAGCUUGAUGGUUGGCCCUUGAAGCAAGACGGGAACAAACCUUGGGACACUGCGUAUCUAGUUGCUGUGCUUUUCACGUUAAGGGUUACAACAUUCGGUUUUAAUUCAGCCUCUCCUAUAUAUAAAAAGGACAGAUAUGUAUAAAAGCGUUGGUGCGCUAUUUUCUUUUAUAGAGAACUGCGAAGGCCCACGGGGGUUGAUUGACAGGAAAGAGUUGUUUUUAGUAUCGGAGAAAAAUUAUUAUAAUACGGUAGACUGCAGUAGUGUGCUAAGUCAGGUUUGAUUGCUGAAGAUUCUAUAGCGAUGUUAAUUUAAGGGUCUACUUUAAUUUGAGUAUAAGAAGUAUGUUAAUGCAGGGUUGUGCAUGUUUUCAAGGAAUGAAUGUUUUAGACUGUUUUCGCAAUCUAUUUUGAAGCCGUUUUAAUUUGUAGGUGACAAUUCUAUCCAAGAAAAGGAGAGGUUGUAAAUAAUUUUUGGUUGCUAUUGGUUUGCUGAUAAAUUAAAGAUGUGUAAUAAUGAAUUGAUUUUCACCUUUAUUUUCUUCAUUCUAUAUAUGUAACUUUGCAAGCUUGAAAGAGUAACCUUUUAUAAAUUAGAAAACAGAGUGCAGUUGAAGUUAUGACAAUAGCUUCGCUCCCACAAAUCGUACUGUGGCUACCUGUACGUGACAAAAGUUAGUGCCCGGUCAAAUCUGUGACAUGCACAGUAGUCAGUUUCGUAUGAUUACACGGCUUACGUUGGAAUCUUCAGAUCCAGUGAAAGUAGUUCCAGGUAUGAAUUGUGUUGAUCAUAAAUUUUUAGAGAUACUUAUGCAUGUUCAAAUUCAGAAGUAGAUGUCCAGUGGCUUUCAGUGAAAAUAAAGAAUGGUGCAAACAUGCAUUUUAGAAAUCUCGGCCUUAAUUGUUUAUAGUUGUGGCCUUGUGAGAGAG